Messenger RNA from Aspergillus chevalieri, 555 nucleotides. RefSeq lists its product as uncharacterized. Bases 1 to 555 code for a protein of 184 amino acids. The record is from RefSeq and is a predicted model, not a curated record. NCBI's taxonomy places the organism in Eukaryota, Fungi, Ascomycota, Eurotiomycetes, Eurotiales, Aspergillaceae. The transcript has a single exon.
AUGGCAGUUACCAUACACCGCGGGCCGUAUAUAACAAUCCCCGCGAACACCUCCCCUGGCCUCCAAUUCCUCAAAUCCUUCCUCCCCGCCCUAGACUGCCUAGACCCAAUCAGCCAACCCGUCGCCCCGUUCCUACACCCCGAUGCCCUCGUCUACGUGGGCAGCAACCCGCCCAGCAGAGGUCGCCAGGUAGUCCCGCUCCUCGAAGUGCGCAGCAAACACCUCUCCGCGUUCCACCAUGACAUGGAGAUCGCCUGGGACAUCGUUCCGGAGGGAUCUGACGGGCGCACACGAACGGUGAUGUUCCAAGCGACCAGUGUGACGGUGUUCCGGAACGAUCCGGAUCAGUUUGCAGUGCGGGUGGAGGAGUUUAAUGUUCUGGAGUUGAAGGAGAGAUCAAAGGAGUUAGGGCCGGGGCAGGAACGGGAAGGUCAGUUGGAAUUGGACUUUCAGGUCGUGGAGAUGCGGACCUAUCUUGAUGCUCGGCCGGUGCAGGAUCGAGCGGCGAACUUGCAUCGGGAGACUGCAUUUGGGGGGGGGAAGCCCGUCGAUUGA